Messenger RNA from Bursaphelenchus xylophilus (pine wood nematode), 843 nucleotides. The record is from the annotation of a GenBank genome assembly. Lineage: Eukaryota; Metazoa; Nematoda; Chromadorea; Rhabditida; Aphelenchoididae.
AUGAACGGCGCUGCACGGGCCGAGCAGGUUGAGGCUAAGGUCGAACAACCUUUGGCCAAGCUGGAUCAGCCAGUUCGGGGAGUUUUGCACGAAAGAGCCUUCAAUAAGCGCGUAUUAAUGGGUAGGUGUGCUGAAGGAGUUCUACAAUUGCAAACAUGAAGAAAUUUCUUCAAAUUUUGCGGCCACCUUAUGCCUAGCUUUGUAAGUCGCACAAUGAGUAUAUGACGGCUGUAAUUUAGCUCGCGCUUUGCAGAGGCAGUUGGGAUGUUCAACGAGUCUGUCGCGAAAAUAAUGACCACUCUGUCGCAUCGAAAAUCGCAUCGCCGUCGAGAAAGUGCAUUGUGUCACGCAAAAUCAAAUUGCUUUUCACAGCAGCGACGCGAUCAACGCAGCGACAUUGUGCUCGUUAUUUUCCCGACAGACUGAUACGCAAAAAAGAAAAAAAACAACUUUAACCAUUUUUGGUACCAAUGUCUUUGUUUUUCCGCAUAACGCGGUACACAAAUUUUUUGGGGCUUCUAAAAUUUGGCACUCCCCGAGGAGCGGCUUACGACUCGUUAGUAAAGAUUGAAUUUGCAAAAGCUUCCUUGACAUAUCAGUCUGUCCUUUUUACAUUGUUUUCAGUCAAGCCCAGGAUGUCAUUUUUCAUACCCCCAUAAUUUGCAUCUGGUACAUAGUGAUUCAAACCCUCCUUUUCCAGCUUACCGGCGCAAAGACCCCAAUCCACAGCGCAAAAUUCAUAUCGAUUACUGUGUUAAACGCCAUGAUCCAAGAGUAAUCCGCGCUCUUGUUUGCCCUCUGAAUUCUCACCGACAGUACGAUGACAAAACCGCCAAGUGUUAG